Molecule: messenger RNA, 925 nt
Organism: Macroventuria anomochaeta
Lineage: Eukaryota; Fungi; Ascomycota; Dothideomycetes; Pleosporales; Didymellaceae
Exons: 1
Coding region: 207-449 (80 amino acids)
Molecular function (GO): arylformamidase activity
Source: RefSeq, a predicted model, not a curated record
CUGCCUCUGUAGUGAAGCCUGCGCUGAUGCAGCGAGAGCUGCCUCACUUCUCAAAUGACUGAUCUCCGACAUGGGCGACGCUUGUGCUGCACCGUCGCCAGCAUUGGCCUAGUGCGCGAAUGGGAAAAAGAGAUGGGUGUGGCUGAGCGAACUACAAGUGCAUAACCAAAUUUCCGCAACAUGCUGGGGUUGAAGGUACGGUGGAGAUGCUACACUGGAUUUGGGACACAGCGUUUGCAGCCGUUGGCGGUGACAGCUUAUCUUUUGAGAUCUAUCUACCUCGGAAAGAGUAUGGAGGAAAUGGCACUUUAGAAAAGGUGCUAGGACUGUUCAUGCACGAAGUGCUCCUAGCAGGAUGGGGAAUGCCCAUUGGGAAGCUUGGAAGAACUCAGCAGAUUUUGCAAAGAAAAGGGCAGAUGGGAUUUCUUCCUGUCAAGUGCCCCCUCUGAACAUGCGGGAUGGUGUCAGUACUCCCCCAAACUGCAUCGCCUUCUUCUAGACUUAGUGCCUUGACCAUCUGAAUACUAUGUCCCUUAACGGGGUUUCAAGGCAAGCUUGGCGAGUGUCCUCUAGGAAUUUGCAAUCCAUGAAGGACUUUUGAGUGCGUACAUCACAUUGAUCAUCCAAAUGGUACUCUAAAGUUAUUUGUUGCUUCGCUGGUCUUGCGCAUACGCCUUAUCCCCCAAUACCCACGAACCUCGUAUGUUGAAUAAUGAUGCAAAAUCGUGUGGUCGGCCUGGAAAGCCGACAGGUAAGUCAGCUCUGUAGCAAUAGUAAACAAGUUCAUUGCGUAAGGACUUACGCUACCAUGCUGAUCAAACGACCUCAAUGGUUUCCUAUCUCAAUGCUGAUUAAUUCUGGUCUUAAAGUACCUUCUCAUAGAGAUUAUAGAUUGAAAAUGUCGUCGAGAUAAAGAUGUGAGCUG